This is a messenger RNA of Sphaeramia orbicularis (orbiculate cardinalfish), 4619 nucleotides long. RefSeq names its product pecanex 4 (gene pcnx4). NCBI's taxonomy places the organism in Eukaryota, Metazoa, Chordata, Actinopteri, Kurtiformes, Apogonidae. The transcript has 11 exons. Gene Ontology annotation, cellular component: membrane. The record is from RefSeq and is a predicted model, not a curated record. The coding region runs from base 218 to 3871 and encodes 1217 amino acids.
UAUCAUGCCGAUGUGGCUUGGUUUACUAGCUGCUAGCUAGGAGCUAAUAAUAAUAUUUUCGCCUGUUUUUCCCUAAAUAUUACCUGCAGCAUCAAAUAUUACACGAAGGGAGUCUGCAGACGGUUGUUCUGCUGUUAAAGACUGCUUCUUUGCAUCUGGGACAAUGAAUCGGAACCCUCCUUCAGCUGUGUGGAGAUGACCUGCCACCCAUUUGGGAAUGGUCAGAAUGGGGCCAGAUGUGCCCCUUCUUAAUGAGUACAAGCAGGAGUUCUUCUGGAAGCGCUUCCCCCAGACUGUGUUGGGGGGUCCACGCUUCAAGUUGGGCUACUGUGCCCCGCCAUAUGUCUAUGUCAAUCAAGCAGUCUUGUUCCUGACACCAUGGCUUUUUGGGGGAAUCAGUACUCUGUUAUGUCAGCUGCAACUGCUUCAGGAGCUCCAUGCUGCAGUACUCUCUGGUAUGCUCAUGCUCGGGGCUGCAGUGGGUGUCCAGGCCCUGGCAAUGUAUGCUGCCCGCCGGAGUGGCACAGUGGAAAGGCUUGGUGCCCCCAACAUCCUGGUUGAUGAAGAAGAAGUGGAAUUUACCCACUGCGUAAGCCCAGAGACAGUCCGCUUCAUUGCCCCUGGGAAGAGGUUUGGACUAAAUGUAGUGUUGCAUUCAGUCCUCGCUGGGUUACUAUGUGGCUUUGGGACCUGGUAUGUGUUUCUUGGCAGACUGACUGCUCUAUACAGCAGCAUCGGUGUAUCCCUGGUUGUGUUUGUUCUCAGCUGGGUGACCCUAUGUAUAGCUGAGUAUUCCCUCAUUGUAAACACAGCCACUGAAACGGCCACUUUCCAAGCACAGGACACUUAUGAGAUUACCCCACUCACUCGGCCCCUGUACAUUUUCAUUUUUAUCGCUGUGGACUUGGCUUAUAGGUUCUCAGGUACUGUCCCUGAGCUCCACCUUGCCAGUCAGGUUCUCCAUGUGCUGUUCCUCUUUCUACCUCUGCUGUGGGCACUAGGAAUACUGCCUCCCCUCGAUGCCCUGCUCCUCUGGGGCAUGGAGCAGGCUCUUGUGUUUGGCUUCGGAGGCUCGCCCAUGUCCAGCAACCUCAGGCUGCUGUUGAUGUUUGGCGCAUCUGCCACUGUAGCUGUGUGUAAUUACUUCAUCCCAUCAACGCUGGGUGUGGUUCUCUUUUCUGUUUCUAUGGGAUUUCUGUUGAGUCUGGACCUCAGCCAGAUUGGCACGCUCUGUAAAGGACAUACACCAACCUUUGUGGACCAUCGAUUGCGUAAAGGAGGGUCACCACCACCUCCUUCUCCCAGUUCCUUUGGUUGGAAUCUGGGCUGUAGGGAGCUGCUACUAUAUUUGAGCCUGCUACUGGUGGCAAUGGCAGAGGCAGGACUGUUGCAUCACUUCCUCGGUUUAGCUCAGUCCCAGAGCUUUGUGACAGGACCCCAGGCUCCUGUCAGCUACCUCCUCCUUAUACUCUUCUGCCUGUGCUGGGCUCUAAAAGAGAUCCAGGGGGCUUAUGUAUUUGGAGGCGUGUUUCUUAAUCCACUGUAUCCUAAAGGCAUGUCCAGUGUCCAAACCUUCAAGCAGAGGAACAGAGGUCUGUACAUAGCUGCAGCAAUCAGACGAGUCCUUCUUAAUCUUGUGUCUCCUCUUGGAAUGAUCGCUUUCCUGUCUAUGGAUGACUCUCUUCAGCAGCUUCAUAAGGCCUCCCUCUGUGUGGGAUUUACCCGGGCCUUCAGAGUGGUGUGGCAAAGCUCGGAGGAUGCCCUGCUCCACAUGGUGGUGGUGAUCUUGGUGCGGCUUGCAGCUGAAAACAAAGCGCUGCCAGGGUGGGACAACCUGGGCACAGGAGUUCAGCUUCUUUUGGUGGGCCUCCUGAUCGACAGAUUGACCCAGUUCAUGGCCAAGCUAAAGUUCACCCUGACUGUGCUGGUGACAUCUUGGACGGAGAAGAAGCAGCGUCGUCAGUCAGCUGGAACUCUGCUGGCUCUGAACGCCUCCCUGUGUCCACUGCUGCUGGCAGUCGUGACCCUCUCUGCCCUGCUCUCUGCCCCUCUCUUGCCCCUGUUCACGCUGCCCAUCUUCCUGGUGGGGUUCCCCAGGCCACAGCGUAGUUGGCCAGGCCCUGUGGGAACAGCCUGCCCCUGCCCAGACUCCAUCUUUUACCAGCAGAUGAGUGGAAGUCUGGCCUCUGCUCUGAGGAUGGCUUUUGCAAGAGGGUCACUGGGUUCUUUAGCCCCAGGGUCUCAUUUUCUUGGGCGAUUUCAGGACCGUAUGGUUUGGAUAAUGAUCCUGGAGAGAGGGUAUGGCUACUGCACAGUCAACAUUAAGGGUUUGGAGCUUCAGGAGACAUCUUGCCACACAGUUGAGGCACGGAGGGUGGACGAGGUGUUUGAAGCUGCGUUUGAGCGGCCCGAGCGGCUCGGUUUCACCCAGGGCUUUAACCUGCACUGGGGGAAUGCUCUCACCCCAUGUGCUGUACUCGCAGUACGUGUCUAUUCAGAUGCCCGAAAUGUGCUCUCUGGCAUCAUCGACUCACACGAUAACCUGAGGAAACUGCAGGAUGACUUCCUCAAAGCGUUGGUCUGGCUCCUCCUCCGGUACUGUGUUCAGAAGCAUAAAGGGUUUCUGUGGAGCUGUGAAGAAGGGCUGGGGGUCGGAGGCAGGAAGUCACAGUCUUCCCAGCUGGCCCAGACCACAUGCACUCAGCCACCUGAGGCCGUCAUGGUGGAAUCCAAUGGGUCUUCUCUCAGGUUCAGACAGGACAGCUCCAGCUUGACUUCAUUUGGUGACUGGUCAGAUGAGGAUGACUUGUUUGGACCUCAACCUGCCAGACGCACAGUGGCAUUAGUGACUGCAGAGGCCCAACCUGGACACACAAUGCUGCAGACUGGGGCCUCUCUGCCAGGUUCUGUGGAGAUGGACAGUCUUUUUGAAAACAUGGCCCUCUCUGCCCUGCAGCCGUUGCAGCCUCUGGGACUGGGCAUCGGGUUGCCAGCAGUGGAUAAAGGCCAGAACCCAGAGGUGUUCAGAGAAAACCCUGGCUCCCUCCCUCAUCUGAAUUUCAGCUGCCCCCAGUCAGAGGUAUUCAACCUGCCGGCAGGAUGGAGGACGGCACCGUUGCUGCCAUCUCGUCUGAUGCAGCUCAGACCUUUGUUCCCUGAGGACUGGUUUCGGUUUGCAUUGGGGCGCUUUGGACCUACAGUGCAGGGCGAGACCUCAGAGGACAUGACCAAAGCCCUGAAGGAGGAUGAAGCCUUGAGAGAGCUUCAUGCUCAGGUUGCUCUUUCAUGUCUCAUCUCACUUGGGGCAGAGUCGGCCUUCACCAGUCCCAGUUAUGUCUACAGACUUUACUGUGGAGAUGUACCGUGGACAGAAGGUCUCGACUGGCUUUCCUCCAGUAAAGAACUUUACCAGCUUGCACUUCAGGCUUUCAGGUUCAGUUUCAAGCUGCUGUUUGAUCAAGCGAGCCUUGGGCCUAUGGAGUCCCCUGAAGAAUUGUUCAGCACCUUGGAGGAUUAUGAACGGGACUGGUACAUCGGCCUGGUGACGGAGAAAGGCUGGCAUGACAGUGUCCUUCAUGAGAAACCAUUCCUGUUCUCAUUAGGACAUGACCUCGCCAUGGGUACAUACACGGGGCGAGUUCUAUCCCUUCAGGAGCAGCUGGUGCAGGUGGGUCGUCUGAACGGGGAGGGGGUACGAGGACAGUGGGCAAACCUCUCCUGGGAGCUUCUGUACGCUACCAAUGACGACGAGGAACGUUACAGCAUCCAGGCUCACCCCUUCAUGCUAAGGAACCUAACUGUUCAGGCAGCAGAUCCUCCUCUAGGAUACCCCAUUUACUCCUCUGCCCCCCUUCACUUCCCCUGCCUCUGACCCGUGGGAUCUUCUGUCCUGCUCUGUUUAUCACUUAGCAGCUAAAAAGGCUUUUCAAUUGGUACUAUCGUGGCAAAAUGUGAAUUUCCCAACUGAACAGUUAUAGUUAAAUUCACAUGGAGGAGACGGACUGAAACAGUUGACUCACAUAAAGUCAAAAGAGAUGUCUGGUUGGAAACCUAAUUUUUCACAUUCAUUUAAUUUCUUGGUGCUAAACAUACCGCACCACAGAGGAACAAACAGUGGCGUCACUGCUGUACAAAUUGCAAAAUUUUAAACAGACUUCAACUGUCAGUGUGGACUACUUCCCACAACAGCACAUUAAAGAUACACAUCUUUGACACACAGUUAACCAUUCAUUGAUUUCCACUACAACACAUUGAAAUUUUGUGGUUUGUUUAUUAAUGUUUGUGCUUAAAAAGUGAAAACAUUUGCCCACCUCCCUUUUAGGAGACACCUGCGAAAUACCUCUGGUUUUAUUGUACUUUUUAGAUUUCACAAUUUUCAGGUAACUCCAACCCCAUGUCCAUAAAAAGGGACACAAAUUUUAAUGUUUUUUAUUAAUAUAUCAAGGAUGUGCCUUGGAUAUGUCUUGCUGUAUGUGUAAAGUGUUUAGUGCUGUUGUUCUGUUUACAAUUCACUUGUUUACAAUUUAGAAUGAGUUGAAUGGUUUUGUCCAUAGUAUCUUGUAAAUAUUGUAUUUUUUUAUAUGUAUAACUGUAUAUAUUAAAAUAGCUUGGCAGAAGCA